AUGCAGAAGAUAUUCAGUAUCGAAACCUACUUGAGUCCGUUGUUGAUGCGUUACAUUAGUAAAUAUGUAAAGCUCAGGGACGAUCAAUUCCAAAUUUCUCUCUGGGGUGGAGAUGCUGUACUCAAUUAUGUUGAGCUUCAGUACGAUAUAUUCGAAGAUUUGAUGCCCCUACCCAUUGGUUUCAAAUCUGGCUACAUUCACGAACUCAGAAUACAAGUUCCUUGGACACGAUUAGGCUCUUCAAGCAUUGUGAUUACACUCAAUACUGUUGAAUGUAUUCUAGCCUUCAAACGACCUGGGGAAUCACGUCGUUCAAAAUCAGAGGCUACCUCAGUGCCUUCUACGGAUGCUCUAAACUCUUUGACCGAUACGCCCCCUCCACCGAGUUAUCUUCAAUCCUACCUCUCUCGUAUUUGGUCCAAUAUUGAGGUGGUGGUCAACAACCUAAUUCUCAAGUUUGAAGAAGAUGAUGCUGUUAUUUCCUUGAACAUCCGCUCACUUGACUGUUUUCCAACACUCCAUAACUGGCGACGAGGGAUAGAAAACCCCUCUACUGGUAAUUACUGCCUGUAUCGUCUUCUAAAACUCACGGAUAUUACCUUAUGUAUUGACCGUUGCGAUUUCAAGGGUAGGGUCAGUGUCUAUCAGGAUGCAGUCAUCUACCGUUACAGUUUCGACAUCCGUCUGCAGACGAUUUUCACUCAAAAUAGCGGUGGCCUAGCAUCUAUUUGUGUGGCUAAUCUCUAUAACCCCAAAUUAAUUGAAAUUAAUCUCUUUCCUGUUCAAAUACCACUUAUUGGUAGAUUACUGGAAAUUCUUCUCGCAUUGUCGAACGAAAUUCUCAAUUGGGAUGCCUUAUCCGAUAGCCAAGUGUUGGGCAAGCAGAAAAGAGAUGCCGAAAAGACGAAUGGUGUUGAUGAGGGCACUGACACAGAACCAACUCAAAGUCAGUCAUGGUCCCAGUGGGCUUGGUCUUUUGUUCCCUCAAUCCCAUCAUUCUCUUCCAAUCCCUCUGAUGAAGAAAUCAUUGAUUACGAUCUGGAUGAAUCGGUUCUAGAAUACCUGGAUGGUCUUAAUGCAUGUAAAGCACGAGCGGAGUAUAUUAAACUUCUCUAUGAGGAUGCCCUUUCUCCAAGUAGUGAAACCGCUAAAUGUAGGCGCGCUCAACUCUUUCGGUUGAGAAAACACCACAAUUUACUUCCUGUUCUUAUAUUAGGAGUUCUUAUGAAGGAGAUUAAAAUUAAUAUAAAAACUGUGCAAAGAUCGAAUCGAUCACCAUCUUUUCCUUCACCAUCUAUAUCGGCAAAGAAUCUGCGGCGUAAUGAGCCAAUGCAAGAUAUGCUUUCACUUACUAUAGAGAACCUUGCAUUUCAAUGCGUCCAAGACGCUGGACAUUUUACAAGUCUUCAAUGUGCAUUUAGAGCCCUACGAAUAACCCCAUCCGGUGAUAUCUGUCCGUGUGGUAGAACAAAUGCGUCGUUGAAAUCAUCUCCUCAUCUAUUGGAAAUUCGAGCAGAAGGGAAUGGAGUUGAUGAAAAAGAAGAUUCGGAAAAACUACUGCGGACAUUCUGUGGACUAUUUGAAAGUAGUGAAUUAAACUCACUAGUUUCCGGCUUCGAACAGGAACUUGAUGCUCGUAAUGACGUUGGCAGCUCUCAACCCACCCUGACUAGCUCGCUUAUUUUGCCUCCAUUUGAUCGAGAGGAUUAUCUUUCAAGAUAUGGAUCUAAUUAUCCGCAGAAUCAACUCCCUCUGUCAAUGUGGUUUGAUGUAGUUUCCUGCAAAGAAUCUGAAAAUGAGGUUAUUGAUGAGACCUAUGAGAACCUAAACACUGAUCCCGCGCAGUAUUCGUUUGGGAGGUUUCUAUUGGAUUCUGUGAAGGUCAACUUUACGCUGCCAAUUUCUCAUCGAAUACAACAUUUCCUUCAAAUUCUGGCUGAUGGAUCGAAACACUAUAAGCCAUGUGCCAAUUGGGCUGCUCUAGAUGUUUUACCGCCACAAAAGCCCGUGGAUAGUUGGGUACUUCAGGAGAGAAUGGUUCGCCUCAAACAAUUCACUCCAAUUAGCAUCAACCGUGCCCAAAUUCUAUCUCUCUGUGUUGAAGUCUUUCCUCCAAAUCAUGAUCGAUCAGCUGACUCUUUAAGCUCCCUUAAGUUUGAGGUUGACAAAAUUGAAGCAUUGGAUUCAACGCCUUUGGAUCGUGUUCAGCUCAUCUUCACAAUGACUCACUUAUAUCCAUCAUCCGGCGUCAUCUCUGAUGUAAAUUCCUCCUUCCGAAAAGAUCUAGUUAGACAUGAUCCUCUUGAAGGCAAAUCGUGGGGCAGACGUGAUCAAAUUUCUGCCUGUUUUGGGAUCUAUGUUCAGAACUCUGAUAUUGAAGAGGUGGAAUCGAGCAAGAGUGGUGUCUUCUUCGGUUUUGAAGAAGGUAAUCCAAUUACCGUACCCUUGCAAAUUGAUCUUCUCGAUGCUUGUUAUACUCGUCAGUUAGUUCGGAUUUCAAACCUGAGAAUAACUCUGGGAAAGCAGACAACGCCAAUUCUGUCACCACUUUCUAUCACUCUAGCCCAACGAAAGCUCCUUUUUGCAGAAUCGUGGCCUAAGCAUCUGAUUAAUGAUAUAGUAACUAGAGAAUGCUCUGUGAAACUACACUCUCAAUUGUGUUUGAACUUGGACACAUUCUCGGGGUCCAGGCUCUCAGCUUAUAUAAUCUUUCUCAGUUCAACUUGUCGGGCUAUUCUGGCCGGGUUAUCAUGCUAUCUUUGCAAUGAGACCUAUUCAGAAAGUGAAGCUUUUUCUGCUCCAUUCAAUGAAAAUGGACUUGAAAAUUUCUUUAAGUCCUCAUUCGAGGAACAGUCUAUUUUCCUCAAUUUGAAUGCCGGAGGAUCAACCUCUUUCUAUUCUCAAUCUGGGAAGAGUAAGAGUGUUACAAAUGUAACUCUAGAGACAUCUAAAUUCACAGGAAAUCUUGUCAACUCAUUAAAUGGGACAAUUUGUCCCAUUUUUGAUAGAUCUCCUCUCGAUCCUAGUCAGUUACUGUCAAUUAAUAUUGAAAGGAAGAUUGUUUCCGGAUUUGGAGAUUCUCAUUUUCCUGCGUCAAUAUCUAUGAAAGCGAAUUCGUUGAAAAUUUUCAUAACCCCAACGCUGAUUGAAUGGUUAAAAAAUGUGACACUGAAGUUGCAGAAAUCCUGGGAUGCGUUGGAAGAAUUGACUACAGAGGAAUUUCAAACUGAAGUUCAGAGCUGUGUAUCAGUUCAAAAGCUGGAUCUUCAGAAAAGAAAUUCAUUUAGCGCCAAGUCGAUCAAACAGUCGGUUCCAAGUCAGAAUAGAUCCAGUGCAUCUACUUGUGUCUUGGUUACCAAAUCUGAUAUAGUUGUCAAACACAGCAGUUCAUCGUUUUCUGAAUGGAUUAUUGCCAAUUACAAAUGCUUCUCGAGUCGUGCCAAAGUCAUUCAGAUCUCACUUCCUCGAAUUGAGGUCACUGGACCGAGUACUCAUGGUUUAGAGCAAUCUCAAGAUCAAGCCAGUCCCCCUUCAGCACCUCCAAUAAAUGAAUUUCCUGGAAUUCGGCUGUACAGUUUUGAAGUGGAGGCUAAACAAAGAGAGGAGGAAAGAAAGCGUAUGCGUCGGAUGUUGAGUAAUCUUGAGCCUGAGACUACGGAAAUUCUGGAUCCUAAUCGACCAAAGUGGGAUUUUACGGUUUCUGGGUUGGAUAUUUCUAUUGGAAUGUCACCAUCAAUUCUUUUUCAAAUGGGUAAAGUUGAAUCUAAUCUCGCCUUCACGAUUACCCUACCUAAACCGGAUGCGGAUCCAAUCUCAAUCGAUUGGGAGUUGAUUAUCAAAUUUAUCUCCGAUGAAAAUACUGAUUCCGAAUUGUCACCCAAUCUAAAAGAUAUUGUACAGGUCUUGAAAAUCAUCUCUGACAUCCAGUCAGAAAUUGAAGGGCUUACCACCAAGAUCCGUGUUACAAAGGAUUUCAUAUCUUCUCGAACGAAGAGGAAAGAAGGAAUUAUUCCAAACUAUUUUGAUAUCUCUUCAUCACCGGAAGUGAUACCUUGUAGAAGUGAAGUUUGUGAAUCUUCUUCUGUGCUUUCUCAUAUAACCACAUCUUCCCUUCAUUCUCUGUCGAGAUCAAGAAGGACAUCUCAUCGAAUUAGUUCUAGUAACAUUCCUGAAAAUGAAAAUUCCCCGAUUCCAGUUCGUGGAAGUGUUAAAUUAACUCUUCCUUCAACUACCGGCCAACUGUGUUUGGACGAUGACAGGAACUCUGCAAUUCAAUGGCUGAUUGAAGGGUUCUCAGUGUCAACUUCAAUAUUGCACUCCACUUCCUUUAUACACUUUCGAACUCAGCUUGAACGAAUUCGUCUCCUCUUACGAACUCGAAAUGGAUGUUAUUCUCUACUGUCGCCUGAAAACUGCCAUCUUAGACCAUUUCAAAGUGUUACUCCCUGCCCAGGAAGUGAUUACUCUGAGGAAUCCAAGGUCGGGCCAGGUCGUCCCAAACCGAAAAUUCCCCAGGAAGUUGAUAGCGACUGUGAACUCGAUCCUACACCACCCCGGCUCUACCAACCAACAUCAGUAUUCAAGGUCUCAUUGAUUCGAUGUUCGGCUGGAUUAGUGCGAAAAGUGUUUUCUGGAAAGAGAUUCACUCGUUGGUUGGAUGGCGAGAGCGAACAGUUUCUACUAGGCGAAAGGUUUAUGGAGAGUAGUGACUCCAGCCCCCCAUUUGUUAAUUGUAUCUACGUCAGACUGAAGCCGAUGGAUUUAAUGUUAUGCCCUCAGCUUGUGGCUCAUGUUAAGGAUGCGUUUGCGGCAUACAACGACCCGAAUAAGGUUACGUCUGAGUACUGUACCAAGAAACCAUUAUCGGUGAUUAAGGCUCCUCCUCUGCCUGGACAUUGCAUGCCACUGAUUUUCGUCGCGAUGGAUGCAAUGCGUAUUUUCUUGCCUUCUCCCGGACUUAUGAAUCCGCAAGCCGCAGAAUCGGAACAAAUCGACACUAUUGCUUUCACUCUUGGUGCCCUGCGUCUUCAUUCCUUCCCAACCAACUCUGUUACAUCUCGACCCGAACCGCCAGGAAUCACCUCAGCUAAACCAAUUAAUCUCAAAACCACCAUCGGUUCACCUCUAGAAGAUCGACAGUUCGUUCUCCAUCUUGAUAAUUUCGCAUGCUGGGCUGUCAAACUUGUCGAUGCACUGAAUUGUCCCGAAAGUUCACAUCGUUUCAAUUAUCAACCAACUCUGACUGGACAAUAUCCUGCUUUUGAAUGGAAUCAAGCUGCCACUCGACUGAGUGACAUGACAGAUGCGGUCUGGGUCCUACCUUUAUUACGACCUCUCAAUGUGACGGCUAUCUAUGCUGCUCCUGUUGGUGAUAACAGCCUUGUCUCUGGUCAGAAACGGCUUUUGUUAGGAUCAGCACUUGAAGUGAAUAUAAGCCAGGAUGUUAUUGCAACUCUAUCUAUUUCAUUCCUGACAAGCUAUCUCUCCAAUUUGUCUGGCGUAUUAAUUCCAAACUCAACGGUGAAGUCAUCUCAAGUAGCACAAACCUCGGAACGACCUUGCCAACACGCAUCUAGAUUGCUUCUUACUUGUGGCUUGAUUAGAUGUGUGACAUGGGAACGAAGAUUCAAUACUGAAAACGACUGGGAUUUCUUGGUGGGAGAUGUUAUUCAGCCUUAUUUGACGUGGUCACCAGAAGGUCUGAAUUCAGGAAUUAAUGAUCUACGAGUUUAUUUGCGAACAUUUUCUGACGAGACCAACUCGAAAUUCCAAGGAAGUGUGCUGUGGAUUCCAACAUUACCGAAAUCGUGGAACGGUGAAAUGUUGGUUAUCCCAAGGUGUUUACCUCUUCCACGCAUUGGAGAAUCGAGUCAUUGUCAUUCAAGUGAUGGAGUUUGUUUCUCCACAUUCGGCAAUGGGGAACUAUUCGUGGUUAAUUUAUCACGUCGUAACUCAAAGGAUGGUAUGUUUGAAGCUUCGGCUCGCGUUCAGCGUAAUAUAUCCUUCGUACUUACUCCAGCAAUGCUCACCUGUAUUACAAUCCUAUCUAAGCCUUUCCAGUCAUCCUGGAUCUCCACAGAGACUAGAGAAGAUGUGGAUCGUCCCACUUUCAGCAUCCCAGCUUAUAUCGUUAAAUCUUUAUACAAAUUGUCUUUCAGUACUCGUUUGGUAUCAAUUGCUUUAAUUGCACCUGAUGUUAUGGCCAAAUUCUCAGUGGAAAGUAUUGAACUCGACGGCUCUUCAAUCAGUCGCAAAGAUUGGCGAAGCUUUGAUUCUAUUCUAAGAGUAUUCAAUAUCUCAGCCUGCCUGGGUCAUUUUCAAUGCAUUCCGUCGGCAACAGAGUUGUGUUUACAAUCUGCCAUAAGUAUAUCCUCUGUUAAUUCCCCCAUCGUAUCUGCUCAGGUGGAGAUUUCUAGAGGCACUAGGCUAAUCUUUCCACUUGGCGAAGAAAUCAAACAACUUACUAGAGCUUUUGACUGCAUUAGCAGAUAUAGUGCUGCAUGUGAUUGUAAAAAGGAGAGUCCUACCCAAGUUCUGCCUCAACGUCAAAUCUUCAUUGACGAAUUUCGACAACAAUCAGCCUACGAUUUCUCCGUUUUCGUUCCCACUGGACCUUCAGGGCUUGGAGAUACGUCUAGAUGGUUGCCAUUGCCUUUUGAGGUUGUCUUCUCCGAUUUCGAUCAAUUUUCACCAGAGGAACUAGCGGAAGAGAGGUGUGUGACAAUGACGUGGACAUUCCCUGAACCGCGGCAGAUAACUAGGCUCAACGUAAAUCCUGUCCCACUGGUUUAUGAAAAUGACUACGGAAAAUCCGAUGGCAUCAUGCUUCCAGCCCGAUUGCAGUACUGGAAUGAACAGAUUGGGGAGUACGGGGGUUUUGUGACCUAUGCUUCUUUUGAACUUCGUGAAGACUCAACAGUGGAUGUUUCUCUUCCUGACAUUUCAGAGCAUCAGCAGACUAUUAGGGAGUCUCAUCGCCAUAGAAUCGUUUAUAGGCCCUCUGGAGAGGAAAAUGAAGAUAUCUGCUGGGGCUCAAAGGCUAAUCUCAACCUUAAAAUGAAUAGUCUUCCGAUUGUUGCCUCAUCUUGGAGGAUAAUAGUCAGCUGCGUGGGUCGAAGUUCUUCCAGGACCAAUUUUGCUGGUCCCAUGCCAAUAUUUUUGUCGCCCUACGCACUAGCUGCUUGCACCCAUAUUGAUUCCAUUUACAUCCCGGAACUUACAACGCCAGUCUCCAUUCAAUUUAAAGUGGAUGAUUUCUGUCUUUCUGCAUGGAAGUUUGGAAAACAGACUUGCCUUGAAACCGGCCGUUUAACUGUAUCAAACCUCCGGGGUCUCUUAGCAACUAGCUUUCAGACAGAUUUGAUACCAUUUUGGAGUUUUUCUCUCGACUUGGCUGCUGUUCACGUUUUUGAUCCACAUGGUGCACAUUUGCAGUUGCUGGGUCAAGUGGAACGAAUUCACGGUGUUAGUGGUGAUAUCAGUGUAUCUGUGGGAUCCUGUUGUCUCUGUUGUAGCAGUACCAUCGUAUACGCCUUGCGAGGUAUGCUAAAUGAGGAUAGUACUGGCUGGACAAUCUACAAUCGAAUAGACGAGCGGAUUUGUGUAGAACAGUAUUUCGCUGGAGGAGAGACGAACGAGCCUUCUGCUGAGGCUUUUAGAAAUGUUACAAGAUUCAUCUUGAAUGCUAGGGAAUGCAAGCCAUCGUGGAGACCGAUCUUGCUGCCUAAAGCAGAUUCAGGGAAUCAGACGAUAUCUCUUAGAUUUAAGAAAUCAACUGAUUGGAGUGCUCCGAUAUCGAUUGCUUGGCCACCAAUUCAUAAUACCCGUACUAUUUCAUACCCGAUUAGGUGGUUGGCCACUGGUGAAGAGAAAGAAAUGCCUGCUACCUUGUUCUUUCUCAUUCCUUCUCGUCCUUCGUCUGGAAUACCGGGAGAAGUUAUUAUACAAUCGAGUUUCAAUAUUGAAAACAACCUUCCAAUUGAUGUAUACUUAACACUUCCAGGUGGGAUCAAUAAGUGUAUUGAGUCGUGUUCGUCUCAGGGUGUCUGUGUUCCGUUGGGUAAAUUCGAUUUUUCUAUAUCUGCAUUCAACACAAACAGUGCACCAAAACUUUCUUGGAAGGAUUUGGAAUCAGUAAAACAGAAAAUGUUACUGUUAUCGAUUGGCGAGGACAUCACUCCUGUUUUACUCAAAGUUGAUAAUCCAAGUGAGGCGAUUCGACUGAUCACACUGACGCCCGCGUUCAGCGUUACCAAUGCAUUCCCUAUGCCCAUAACUUUGGAAGUUGCCGAUAAAUCAAGCAUUCGUUUUAUAAAUCGACCAUCAGGCGACUGCUCAGAGCACAUAGAAAUUCCUCAGAAAUCGUCGAAAUCAGUUAUGGUAUUAUUUCAACCGGGUCACCAGCCAACAUUCAAUUUCCGCUAUCCUGACUGGAAUCAGGUGUUUGACUCCCCGCUCACUGUUCCAUUGGAGACAGCGUCAAGUGAAAUUGAUAUAAUUGUUCAACCUUGGCUUCUUCUUUCAAACCACAGUGGCAUAAACUUAAAAAUCUUUACUGCUGACAAUCUUGAAGAUAUCAACUAUCCCGAUGAUUCUGGACUAAAUUUGAAUGAUGGGGUCUCUUUCGUACCUGGAACUGGAGAAGUAGUUUGGUCUCCGCCAAUUCUUAUUCACAACUCUGUCUUCGUUCCACCACAUGAUGCUACUCAAAAGGAUUCAUCUAUCGAUGGCACAGUGGUAAUUUUGACGGCUAGUGGGACAAAGCGUCAACAGGAUAGACGAAAGAGCAUAGGACAGACCCCAGCUGAUGCUGUUGUGAAUCUCACUCGUGAUCACCCACUUUCCUCCAUUUCAAUUCGUCUUGGCGGUCUUAUUUGCAGUCUUGCUCUGCGUCUUAGCAUUGCUGAACAGUCUCCUAGGGGAUUCGGUAAUGGAGAAAUUGUAACUCUCAGUAUCGAACCCCUACUACAACUUAAAAAUAGAUCAAAUAGGACUCUUCUCUUCAAGCCGAUUGCAGCUCCUAACAUUUCAGCUCAGCAAUGCCUACCUAUUGCAUCGGUGGAUGAGCUUAAUGCUGAAAUUGUCGCACUUCCAUCCUCAGCUGACGAGAAACCUAUUCCACUUCUUCUUUGGAACUUUACACAUCCUGAUGUGGUAUUUAAAGGUGUUGAUUCAAAGGGCAUUUUAUUCGCACACCUUCUAGUUCUUCGUAGUCACUUGGGUGUCUUUUGGAGCCGUUCUCUUCAGCUAACUGAAAUCACAUCAACUGAUGGAAUUCGAGUGUUUGAGCCCACUGGACCAUUGAGACGAUACUAUCAUGUCUCCUUGACAGGAUAUGAUGAAAAUGGAAAUCCAAAUGAGUAUUCACUACUCUUAACCCUAUCAAAUGAAUCUCGCACUGGAAUCUGGAUUCUUUAUCUUGACAAUAUGUCAACAUCACUUUCCGCCACUCUUGGUUGCAGCUUGAUAAAUUCAACUGACUAUUCCAUCGCGGCGUCGAUAAAGUUCCAUGACUUCCACCAACUUUCCGUCUCAAAUGCAUUGCCUUGUGUCUACCCAAGGGGUGGAAAGUUGACUAUAAUUUCUCAAUCUGGACUUGAUCAUCUGGUUGGGAUGCAAACAUCUGAUGCAGCUUCAACCUCAGAUUUCAUUCAUAUAGAGUCAACGGCCCUUAAUCUCCACCUGGAUUCUUAUGAAGUAACUGUCAAGUUGAGUGAUUGCGAUCAGAAACCUCUUUCCCUAAUAUUUGGUGGCACGACAGUCUUCAUUCAGAGAGUUAUCGAUCAGGCUAUUCCAUCAGCAGUGAAAGUUGUUAUUUUCACUGACAAGGAGCCAUCUCUUCACCCCAUUCUACCAAUUGAUUCUCCUCUGUCAAUAUCCAUCUACAUUGACACGGCCUUGAUUUUCGCUCCCAUAUCUGGUUCACUAUUAAAGCAAGGCGAUUCAAGACUGCGAAAUUUCCUUCGAAUAUCCGUUCGUUGUAUUGACGGCGUCUUCUCUAGAGAUGGCUCUGCAUCGGUGUCUGAAUUUAGUGUCAUUUCGUCAAUGAUCCAAGUCGAUAAUCUUGCCCAACUCAUCUCCUCGACAUUCGAUUUCCCAGUACUUCUACGCUCGGUGCUCUCCCAUGCAGCUGAAGGAAAUAGAACUGGAAGUUUCUCCUGUAGUGGUCAGAUUCGGCAGAUUCAACCUUUUGGUGAUCUUUUAUUGGAUAAAUUUGACCUCCGCCUGCCCUCGAUUGAAGCUUAUUUGGAGGAUUCCGUUCUAUAUACACUCAUUGCAUGGAUUGAUGACUUAAAAAGCGCAGGGAGUCAGAAAACUGGAGCGAUGGACAUUAAUGAUCAAUUUCCUACUACACUGUGUCUUCGAGAUCUUCAAAUACACUCGAUUGCUCUUCAGUUAGCUCUUAAGGCUAAGAUAGGAGUACAUAUCUCCUGCAAAACUACCCAAUUUCGAUUGAAUAAAUUUGCUCGUUCAGAGGCUGUGCUACAAGUAUCUGCUCUAAUAGCUCAGAUCAGUACUCAUUACAUCUCCCAGGUUUUGAUUAGAGCAGGGAUUGUACUGGGAAGUCUAGAAUUGAUAGGAAAUCCCGUCAGUUUGGUUGCUUCGUUUGCUGAAGGCCUCUCAGACCUUGUACACUUUGCCGAUAGUGAAAAUUCGGCUUCCAGAGAACGGUUGGGUCCUCUAAUAGGAGUGGCAAGUGGCCUUGUGUCUCUGGUCAAGCACACAACUGGAGGGGUUUGUAACUCAGUAACCGGCAUGGCGUCAAGUGUGGCACGAAAUCUUCACGAGUUAUCCCUAGACACAGAGCAUAUUCAACGGACUACGGAGACUCGUCAGCGACAUCAUCCAACAAGUUUGGGUAAUGGUUUAGUCUUGGGUCUCUCCGAAUUCGGCGUCAGUUUGCUAGGAGGCCUAGCAGGUAUUGUGCAUCAUCCUCUCUUUGCCGUCGUGGAUUCUACUCCUUCGAUGAAGCAGUCACCAAUGUCACCCGAUGCUAAGGAUACUGAUAACUCCUCACUGACUUCAACUUCUAUUGUUUGUACUGCAGAAGCCCUUGCUGGCGGUUUAGGUCGUGGGCUAGUUGGCCUGGUGGCCAAACCCCUUGCUGGAGUUGCUGAUCUAGUAGCGUAUGCUGGAAAUGGCUUCAUGCAUGGAGUGGGAGCUGGGUGGGGAAUUACGUCCCCACCAAGUCAUUUGAGCUGUCCAAUUCUCUCCCCCGAUACUGUGCAACUUUUUGACGCUUCCCUACUUCACGAUUGGUCCUGUGCACUUACGAGACUGUUAGGCCUACCGCAAUUUCCUGAUUACCUCUGGAGUGGACUGGGAGUCAAUACAGACAAAAUGGCUCUAACUUGGCUUUGUUUACCCUAUCCGGGAUCCUUAUUUGCAGUUGAAUUCAAACCUGUGGUUCAGGCAAUUCGAGCGGGAGUGAUUCCAGUGAAUGUCGUCGACACAGAUGUUGAAGAAGAAUUGGAGGAUAUUCUGGUAAAGGAUUCGUCGAAUUCUCUAACGCCCUCUCUGUUCAGUCAGUGUCAUUUGUCAGGUGGAGACAGGAUAACUUUGAAGAGAGUACUUCAACGAUUCCCUAGAGGCGAGGAGUUUGUGGCAGAAAUGAGUGACGGUGCUGUUAUUGCAUCGAGUUCGCAUCUAGACCGUAUGGCUGUAGAAAGUUUAAAGGCCCCAAAGGAUAGGUUUAAUAUGGCUUUUCUAUUUUUCAUUCUUCACGGAAUUGGAUUUCUACUGCCUUGGAACGUAUUUAUUAAUGCAAAAGAUUAUUUCGUUGAUUACAAGCUUAAUACAACGACUAGCGCAAAAGCUGAUUAUCGGGCCCAUUUUCUUGGAUAUAUUGGUAUUGCCUCUCAGUUUCCCAACCUUAUAAUGGCAGCUUUUAAUACAUUCUUCCAAAUGAAAUCAAGUACUUCGAAUCCAACUUUUCGUUUCAUGAUUGUAAUGGGGCUCGAAUUGUUCAUUUUGCUCUUCACAACGAUUAUGGUAUUUGUGGAUACAACAAAUGUGCCGGCGCUCUUCUUCGGUUUGACAAUAGUCUCGGUUAUUCUUAUAAACUGUUGUGUGGGAGUUCAUCAAACACUUACGUUCGGUCUCGCGGCGUUCCUUCCGAUGAAGUAUUCCAAUGCAGUCAUUAUGGGAACGAAUAUUUGCGGAGUAUUCGUUUCGUCGGUAAAUAUGCUCGUAAAAGGUCUUGCUGAAAUUUGGGGAGAGUCGGAAAGGAGUAUAAUCAUCACGAGGACCUGCUACUUCGCUGUUGCCGCGAUUUACGUUGUGGUCUGCGUGCUCACCUACAUCGCCCUCCAGCGUCUGGUAAGUCUCUUGGGGAACAGGAGAUGCAUUUUUGUCUCGCUUGGAAGCAAAGCCGCCAAUUAG
Molecule: messenger RNA, 12381 nt
Organism: Rodentolepis nana
Lineage: Eukaryota; Metazoa; Platyhelminthes; Cestoda; Cyclophyllidea; Hymenolepididae
Source: the annotation of a GenBank genome assembly